AUGUUUAUGCUCGUUAGAGAAAAAACAAAGUUGUACAGGAGUAGAAUAAAUCGAGAAGAAAUUGCUCCCGAGACCUAUCGGAAACUAUUCCGUUUCGACAAAGAGAACGUUGAGUGGUUAGCACACAGGUUCAUACCUGAACAUGAUGAAAAUCGGGGAGGAUGUCUGACAACGGUGGAGAGCAUGGAGGCCACGCUCCACUACUUGGCGGAUCCGGGUUACCAAACAACAGUGGGGGAAGUGAUGGGGAUCAACCAGACCACUGUUUCUCGACAUGUGGCUAAAAACAUUGACCUCAUCGCAGCGCAGCACCCUACCUGGAUCAAGUUUCCCACUUCAAACGCAGACGUGACACAUGCAAAGGAACGAUGGGCUGAAAAACUGGGGUUUCCUUUCACUAUCGGGGCGAUUGACUGCACCCAUGUGCGGAUUGACAAACCGCGCGGCCAGUUCGGAGAUGAGUUCAUCAACCGCAAAAACCACCCUUCCUUCAAUGUCCAGGCAACAUGCGAUGAGAACCAUAUCUUCACUAGUGUUGACGUUGGCUGGCCCGGAUCCGUUCACGACUCCCGGAUAUUUCAAACGUCGGACCUGCGCGAUGUCGUUUCAAGAAAUGUUCGCGGCUGCCUUCUGGGGGACUCUGGAUAUGGGAUAUCACCAUACAUGAUGACGCCCUUCGCUGAUCCAGACACGCCAGUCAAGAGGUCUUUUAACAGGGCUCACACAAGAAACAGUGUCGUCAUCGAGCAGGGUUUUGGGCAAUUCAAACGGCGAUUCCCGAUCCUCAGGUAUGGGGUUCGCCUGAAGCUCGAGAAUAUCCCCAAGUGCAUCGUAGCAUGUUUUGUGCUUCACAACGUGUCACGCUUCCUCCAUGACCCGGACGACGACUUGCGUGGCGAUGACGAGGAUGAAGAAAUCGCUGGCGACAAUGGCAACCAUGGUGGAGUUGUAGAACAAGGACCUCGGAUACUGCGGCCGCGAGGUCAACAAAAGCGUGAUGAAAUCGCCAACCAUAUCUACGAGAGACGCGACCAAUGA
Messenger RNA from Lytechinus pictus (painted urchin), 1038 nucleotides. Its product is annotated as putative nuclease HARBI1. Bases 1 to 1038 code for a protein of 345 amino acids. NCBI's taxonomy places the organism in Eukaryota, Metazoa, Echinodermata, Echinoidea, Temnopleuroida, Toxopneustidae. The record is from RefSeq and is a predicted model, not a curated record. The transcript has a single exon.